CCAGUUUUUUAUAGACAGGAGCCAGUCAAAUCAACAUGGCGAUGAGAGCAAGUGCUCUGAUUGCCUCAUCUGUUCUAGUGACAAGACCUCGUAACCUUAUAAUUCAUCAUACAAUGAAUUAUUUCUAAGUUCAGGAGGAUAAUCUGAACCUUGCUUCAACCAUGUCAACUGGAAUUGUCAUGCGCCAGUUCAUAUCUGGCUUGAAGAAUCGAAAUGAAGAGGUCCGCAUCAAGACAGCCAAUGACCUCCACCAUUUUGUCAGCACUGAGCUACGUGAAAUGCCGGUGGAAGAACACACAACCUUCAUGGAUGAGUUCAACCAUCAUAUCUUCGAGAUGGUGUCUAGCACAGAUCUGAAUGACAGGAAGGGCGGAAUCUUAGCUAUAGUGAGUUUGAUUGGUGUAGAUGUUGGCAAUACAUCAACAAGAAUGAGUAGAUUUGCAAGCUAUCUGCGCAAUCUUCUGCCAUCAAAUGAUGUUGUGGUGAUGGAAAUGGCGGCGAAGGCUGUUGGGAUCCUGGCUCUUGCAUCAGGCACGUAUGCUGCGGAGUAUGUCGAGUUCGAGGUGAAGCGAGCACUGGAAUGGCUGACUGGAGACAGGAUUGAAGGGAGGAGGCAAGCUGCGGUUCUUGUGCUGAAAGAGCUUGCCGAUAACACUCCCACAUUUUUCUUCCAACAAGUUCAGCAGUUCUUUGACUCAGUUUUCAAUGCUAUCAGAGACGUAAAGCCAUCGAUAAGAGAAGGUGCUGUGGCAGCACUGAGAGCAGCCUUGACCGUGACCUCUCAGAGGGAGACCAAGGACUCUCAAAGGUCACAGUGGUACAGGCAAUGUUUUGACGAGACCCAGAAGCCAUUUGACGAGAGCCAGAUGCGGGAGAAGAAGAUGACACGAGAGGACUGGACACACGGCUCGCUGCUCAUCAUCAAUGAGCUACUGAGAUGCAGCAACGUGGAGGGAGAGAGACAGAGAAUGGAAAUGGAGGAAAUCACAGCUCAGCAGAACCUCCAUGACAAAACUGUGAAGGAGUUGUCGUCCAAGUCCAAACCCCAGGGCAGUAUCUCCGCGCUGCAGCAGUUGCAGCAGAAGAUGUCGCCUCUGAUGAUAUUUGGCCUUGGCGGCCGUCCAGCACAGCAGAAGCCGACAUUCUUUGAGAGUCAUACAUGUAAAGAGUUGAUGUCGGCCAACUUUGACAAUGUAUGUCACCUCAUUCUGAAGCACCGGACAAGUCGCAGCGUCUAUGUGCAACAGUCCCUUCUCAUGGUCCUGCCACGACUGGCAGCAUUCAACUCACAGUUCUUCUCUAAAACAUAUUUGCAUGACACCAUCAACUUCCUGCUGGGGACGUUGAAGCGUGAGCGAGACCGUACGCAGGCCUUCCAGGCGGUUGGGCUUCUUGCUAUCUCCGUUCAAGGGGAGAUUAGUCAACACCUGCCUCGCAUCAUGGAGGUCAUUAGAGCAUCUCUCCCACCUAAAGACUACUCUGCUAAGAAACAUCGUAACUUCGCGGUGGACCCAGCUGUGUUUACCUGUAUCAGCAUGCUGGCCAAGGCCAUGGGCCCACAGAUGACCCGCGACAUCCGAGAACUACUCGACUCCAUGCUGGCCACGGGCUUGAGUCCUGCUCUGACUGCUGCACUGAGGGACCUAGCCACACAGAUCCCACAGCUCAAGAAAGACAUUCAAGAUGGCCUCCUCAAAAAUCUCUCUCUAAUCCUGAUGGGACGGCCCCUGAAACACCCAGGAGCACCAAAGAGUCCCUCAUCCGCUCUUCCUCCAUCAGCAUCUGUGGCCAACUUGCCCGAGUCCCACGAUGCUACAAGCAUCACAUUGGCACUGCGGACACUGGGCAGCUUUGACUUUGAAGGUCACUCCUUGACCCAGUUUGUCCAGCACUGUGCUGACCACUACCUGAACAGCGAACACAAGGAGAUCCGCAUGGAGGCAGUACAGACCUGUGCCCGGCUUCUGUCACCUCUACUCACGCUCCUGGCCACCAGCCAGGGUCAGAUCAGCAUGUCUGCCAUGACAACCGUAGCCUAUGUCCUCAACAAGUUACUGGUGGUGGGCAUCACAGACUCAGAUGCCGACAUCCGGUACUGUGUUCUGGCUGCCCUGGACGAGAGGUUUGACCCCCAUCUAGCACAGGCCGAGAAUCUUAGUGCACUGAAUGUACUCAUCCCCAAACUGAAGGAAACUGACCCCAAUCCAAGUGUGACCAUCAGUGUGCUGGCUGCCAUUGGAGAACAGGCACAGGUGAGCGGCACUGAGAUGAAGAAGUGGAUGGAUGAGUUGCUCCCCAUCAUUCUGGACAUGCUGCAGGACUCGUCAUCCCUGCAGAAGAGAGAGGUGGCUCUGUGGACCCUGGGUCAGAUAGUGGAGAGCACAGGGUCCGUGGUGGAACCCUACAAGAAGUACCCCACUCUCCUGGAGGUUCUCCUCAACUUCCUCAAAACAGAACAGGCGCCAGGCAUCCGGAGAGAGGUGAUUCGAGUCCUGGGACUGCUUGGAGCUCUGGACCCCCACAAGCACAAGCUAAACCUGGGUCUAAUCUCGGAGAGUGAGGCUGCAGUCAGCAAGUCAGACCACACCAAAGCCGAGAAGGAUGCCAGCAACACAGAACUUAACACCAGUGAAAUGCUGGCUAACAUGAGUGCCACCACAACUCUGGAAGAGUUCUAUCCAGCCAUCGCCAUAGCAACACUAAUGAAGAUUAUCCGAGACCCGUCGCUGUCUCAGCACCACACAAUGGUGGUUCAGGCCAUCACGUUCAUCUUCAAGAGUCUGGGUAUCAAGUGUGUCCCGUACAUUCAGCAGGUCAUACCGGCAUACCUCACAGUCAUCAGGUCUGCUGAUCCCAACUUCAGGGAGUUCCUGUUUCAACAACUGGGUGUCAUCAUUGCCAUUGUCAAGCAGCACAUCAAGAACUACCUGGAGGACAUCUUCUGUCUCAUCAAGGAAUUCUGGACGCCCAACAGCUCCAUGCAGAGCACCAUCAUCCUGCUCAUCGAGCAGAUCGUCAAUGCUCUGGGCACGGAGUUCAAGGUGUACCUGCCCCAGAUUGUGCCCCAAAUACUACGAGUGUUCAUGCAUGACACCAGCCAGGACCGAGUCGUCACAGCCAAGCUCCUGAAUGCACUCCAGCUGUUUGGUGCCAACCUUGAUGACUAUCUCCACCUCCUCCUGCCACCAGUCGUGAAACUGUUUGACUCUGCUGAUAUUCCUAUCCCUGUCAGAAAAAUGGCCCUGGAGACUAUUGACCGGUUGACCGAUAGUCUGGACCUGACAGACUAUGCGUCCCGGAUCAUCCACCCACUGGUGAGAACACUGGAUACCUGCUCCAUGCUGCAAACCACCGUCAUGGACACGCUCUGUGCCUUGGUGCUGCAACUUGGACACAAGUUCACCAUCUUCGUCUCCAUGGUCAACAAGGUGAUGACCAAGAACAGGAUCACACAUCAGCUCUACAACAUCCUUAUGUGCAGGCUACUUAAGGGCACUACCAUAGCUGAAGAAGAGGAUGACCCCGUCUUAAUCAAACACAAGAAGAAUAGGCUCAAGGCGCCACAGUCUUCAGAUCAAACAACAGAAACAGCCACCAUCAAGAAGUUACAUGUCAACUUUAACCACAUGCAGAGAGCGCUGGGGGCAGGGAGGCGAGUGUCCAAAGAAGACUGGAUGGAGUGGCUGCGGAAGCUGAGUAUUGAGCUGCUGAAGGAAUCCCCCUCCCCAGCACUGCGGUCCUGCUGGACCUUGGCCCAGACAUACAACCCCCUGGCCAGGGACUUGUUCAAUGCUGUGUUUGUGUCGUGCUGGACGGAGCUGACAGAGACCCAGCAGGAUGAGUUGAUCCACAGUCUGGAGCAGGCCCUCACAUCCCAGGAGAUCCCCGAGAUCACCCAGACCCUGCUCAACCUGGCCGAGUUCAUGGAGCACUGUGACAAGGGUCCCCUGCCUCUUGCUAGUAACAUCCUAGGUCAGAGGGCUAUGAGGUGCCAGGCUUAUGCCAAGGCACUCCACUACAAGGAAGAGGAGUUCCACCGAGGCCCCACAACCGACACUCUGGAGGCACUCAUCAGCAUCAACAACAAGCUGCAACAACCUGAGGCAGCAGCUGGUGUCCUGGACUACGCCAUGAAGCAUCAUCGGGCAGAUCUGAAAAUCCAGGAAAAUCCAGGAGAAACUUGGUAUGAAAAACUUCAUGAAUGGGACAAAGCACUUCAUGCCCUGGGUCAGCUACAUGCCCUGGCUUGUGACAAGUGGCCAACAGCCAGUGAUGACGUUCGAACCAAGAUGGCGAGAAUGGCUUCAGCUGCCGCAUGGGGUCUAGGCCAGUGGGAGAGUAUGGAGGAGUACAUGUGUCUCAUCCCACGCACCAGCUACGAUGGAGCUUUCUACAGAGCCAUCUUUGCUCUUCACUCGGAGAACUUCCAGCUGGCCCAACAGUGUAUCGACAAGGCCCGGGACAUCCUGGACACAGACCUGACAGCUAUGGCUGGGGAGAGUUACAACAGAGCCUAUGGGGCGAUGGUCAAUGUCCAGAUGUUGUCCGAGCUGGAGGAGAUCAUUAAGUACAAGCUGAUUCCCGAGAGACAGGACGCCAUCAAGACCAUGUGGUGGGACAGACUCAAGGGCUGUCAGCGGGUGGUGGAAGACUGGCAGCGGAUCCUGCAAGUGAGGUCCCUGGUUAUCUCCCCUGCGGAUGACAUGAAGACCUGGCUCAAGUACGCCAGCCUGUGUCGCAAGAGUGAGCGGCUGGCCCUGUCUCACAAGACUCUGGUCACUCUACUGGGGAUGGACCCUGAAAAGAACAAGGAUAAGCACAUCCCUACCACGCAUCCACAGGUCACCUUCGCCUACCUCAAACAUAUGUGGCAGACGGGCAGCAAUCAGAAGGAAAAUGCCUUCAGCAUGUUGCAGUACUUUGUACGUCAGUCGCUCCAGACCAAGUCACUCCAACUCAUGGCUCCAGAGGAUGCUCCACAGAGACUGGAGCUCAACAAGCUGCUGGCCAGAUGUUAUCGUUGUCUGGGAGGCUGGGCGGAGGAGUUGAACGGUAUAUCGGAGGAUUCUAUCCCCCAAGUGUUGGAGUAUUACAGUCUGGCUACUCAGCAUGACAAGAACUGGUACAGGGCCUGGCAUGCGUGGGCACUGAUGAACUACGAGGCUGUGUUGUUCUACAAGCAGAAGGAGCAGAAUUCCUCCAGCACCACACCCUCUGGGAUAAGGGAGCCAUAGCCAGGCCCGGUUAUGGAACUAGUCAUCUCACCGAAACCAGAAUCAAAUUCCGCCAAGAUCCACAAGUACUGUGUACCAGCAGUACAAGGCUUCUUCCGGUCUAUAGCCCUCGACUCCCAGAACAGCCUCCAGGAUACUCUCAGGUUGCUGACGGUGUGGUUUGACUUCGGGCAGUGGCCGGAGGUGCAUGAGGCGCUGGUGGAGGGCAUUAAGACCAUCCAGAUCGACAACUGGCUACAGGUGAUUCCCCAGCUGAUUGCCAGGAUUGACACUCCCCGGAACCUGGUUGGCCGGCUCAUCCAUCAGCUGCUCAUCGACAUUGGCAAACAUCAUCCUCAGGCUCUCAUCUACCCGCUGACAGUGGCAGCCAAGUCUAAUGUAGUGGCCCGCCAGACAGCUGCCAACAAGAUCCUGCAGAACAUGUGUGAGAGAAGCAACAACCUGGUACAGCAAGCUAUGCUGGUUUCAGAGGAGCUGAUCCGAGUUGCCAUCUUGUGGCAUGAGCUGUGGCAUGAGGGUCUGGAGGAGGCAUCGCGGCUCUACUUCGGGGAGAGGAACGUCAAGGGCAUGUUCGCAACCCUUGAACCUCUACAUGCCAUGAUAGAACGAGGCCCACAGACUCUCAAGGAGACAUCAUUUAAUCAGGCAUAUGGCCGGGACCUGAUGGAGGCUCAGGACUGGUGUCGGAAGUAUCAGCGGUCGGGGAACGUGAAGGAUCUGACCCAGGCCUGGGACCUGUACUACCAUGUGUUCAGAAGGAUCUCCAAGCAGCUUCCACAGCUGACGUCCCUGGAGCUGCAGUAUGUGUCCCCCAAACUCCUCAAGUGUGAGGACCAGGAGCUGGCCGUGCCAGGAUCCUACGAGCCCAACCAGCCCGUCGUCCGCAUCAAGCGAGUUGCCAGCUCCCUACAGGUCAUCACCUCCAAACAGAGGCCACGCAAACUUACCAUAUAUGGUAGUGAUGGUAAGGACUAUCAGUUCCUGCUGAAGGGCCAUGAAGACUUGCGUCAAGAUGAGCGGGUCAUGCAGCUGUUUGGUCUUGUCAACUCACUCCUCAGGAAUAACCCAGACACUUUCCGCAGAAACCUCACAAUCACACGUUUCUCGGCCAUCCCUCUGUCGACCAACUCGGGACUGAUUGGAUGGGUGCCGCACUGUGAUACUCUACAUUCCUUGAUCCGAGACUACCGUGAGAAGAAGAAGAUCCUGCUCAACAUCGAACACAGGCUCAUGCUGCGGAUGGCCCCGGACUAUGACCACCUGGCCCUGAUGCAGAAGGUGGAGGUGUUCGAACAUGCCCUGGAACACACACAGGGCGAUGACCUGGCCAAGAUACUGUGGUACAAGAGUCCAAGCUCCGAGGUAUGGUUUGAUCGUCGGACCAACUACACCCGCUCGCUGGCCGUGAUGUCUAUGGUGGGGUAUGUCCUGGGACUUGGGGACAGGCACCCUUCAAAUCUGAUGUUAGAUCGUAUGAGCGGCAAAAUCAUCCACAUUGACUUUGGUGACUGCUUCGAGGUAGCCAUGGUGAGGGAGAAGUUCCCAGAGAAGAUUCCCUUCCGACUGACCAGAAUGUUGAUGAAUGCCAUGGAGGUGACGGGUAUCGACGGCAACUACCGCAUGACGUGUGAGAGCGUGAUGCAUGUACUGAGGGACCACAAGGACAGUCUGAUGGCUGUACUGGAAGCCUUCGUCUACGAUCCACUGCUCAACUGGAGGCUGGUUGAUGCAACAACCAAGACAAAGACGAAAACCAACAGAUCAGACUCCUACACCGGAAGUCAAGAACAAGGUGACCUGUUAGAGAGUGUUGAGCUGAAUCAGUCGUCCAGCAAGAAGAUCGGACCAGAGAGUAGUGUUUCAGGGGGGUCAGGAGAUGACAACGUGCCGUCGGAAGUGUUGAACAAGAAGGCAAUCUCCAUUGUCAACCGAGUUCGGGACAAACUUACAGGUCGUGACUUCAGCACAGAGGAUGCCAUUGAUGUGAGGAAGCAGGUGGAGCUGCUGAUACACCAGGCUACAUCGCACGAGAAUCUCUGUCAGUGCUACAUAGGCUGGUGUCCAUUCUGGUGAUCUGGAGGGACCACUUUAAUCAAGUUAUGAAGAUGUACAUUAUUUAUAUGUAAAUAAUGUUGAAGAGAGAGAACUACAGCGACCAUGUAUAUAAGACUUGCUACAUUGUGAAACUGAGUUGCAGUUUGAAUAACAAUAGGAUGUCCAGUGGCCAAGUAGUUCCCUUCUUGCAACACUCACAUUAUCAUGCUGUAUUGGCAAACGAUUCAUUUCACACAUUUAGUCAACCAAAUCAUUUGUUUCACAUGACCCUGGCACUGUGGUGUGUGACUCUCUAAACAACACGGGAAGAGUUUCAUUUGGACUCCAAAAACAGUUUUGUUGACAUUUAUUUCUUACAAAAUAUCCUGUGCAUUGAUAACGCAAUACAUUACAAACAAGCAAAUGCAUGAGAAAGGGAGGUAUGGUUUGCUCUGUUGUCAUCACAACGACAUCUGCAAGUGUCCCUCCGGCAGCUAAGGGGCCUAUAGAGAUUAUCCUUAAUCUUGAGUGAACACUUGUUUCCUAUUUUAGUCCCGGCUUCAAACAAGACUGGCUAAUUCCAAUAAUUUAGGAAUAUACAAGAAUGCUUGAAACUCAGAACUACUUUUAGUUGCUCCUGUGUGGUGAAAAUCUGAUAAGUCAGGAAAUGGCUGGAUCAGGUUUCCAUGGUAUUCAGAUUCCUGUUUGUGUUUGUGUUGUGUAAUUAUGGUUGGGAAAUAUUACUCAGUAUUUAAACCAAGGAAAGUGCCAUAAAGACAGCUGUUUACCAAGGUAGCAAAAAGUUAACAAAGGGCAUUGUGGAGCUUUAAUGAAGUACAUGGUUGAAUUUCCUAUAUGAAAUGUAUCUUAUGGUUGUGUCUUUUGACCCAGCUAUAAUUGCACUGUCUAGAUCAAGUCCUUGAGAUAAUGAAUUAGUGCAUUUUGCAACAGUAUGAAGUACAUAAUAAAUGUUUGUCAGGA
Haliotis rubra (blacklip abalone) is the source of this 8249-nucleotide messenger RNA. Its product is annotated as serine/threonine-protein kinase mTOR-like. Gene Ontology annotation, biological process: negative regulation of macroautophagy; protein phosphorylation; TOR signaling. Gene Ontology annotation, cellular component: nucleus; TORC1 complex; TORC2 complex. Gene Ontology annotation, molecular function: protein-containing complex binding; protein binding; protein serine/threonine kinase activity. The record is from RefSeq and is a predicted model, not a curated record. Lineage: Eukaryota; Metazoa; Mollusca; Gastropoda; Lepetellida; Haliotidae.